Salvia splendens (bonfire salvia) is the source of this 495-nucleotide messenger RNA. RefSeq lists its product as uncharacterized. The record is from RefSeq and is a predicted model, not a curated record. NCBI's taxonomy places the organism in Eukaryota, Viridiplantae, Streptophyta, Magnoliopsida, Lamiales, Lamiaceae. The coding region runs from base 28 to 495 and encodes 155 amino acids. The transcript has 2 exons.
GGUGUCGAAGAACGUAGAAGAUUAGCGAUGAUAGCCCCAAUAGUGCAUUACAACCACAACAAUGUAGUGCAUCCUCCAAAUUAUGGAGCCAACAUUUUGGCCAAUACUUGGACCAACGAUCCUUUAAGUGCUGACACAUUGUUGAGGGAUUAUGGUUCCAACUCCACUCAACAAAUAAGGCUGGACCCAUCAAUCUCGAGGACAAAUGGUGGAGAAGUGAUGGCACAAUAUCGUCGUACUAGAUUCCAUUACAAUCCACCUAUUUCAACAAUGGUGAAUACUGAGUCAAGGUACCGAAGACGUGAAGAAAUUACAUCCGCAAGCACAAAUAGGACGGGAUACAAUUCACUCCCGUCUAACGGGUCAUAUAACGGCCCGUCUUUAGAGCUUACACUUACGACAAACCCGAGUGAAGAUCGAUCCCAAGAGGAGCAAAAUGGAAGGCAUGAGGAUCGCUCGGGUCAUGGAACAAAUUUAGGUUUCAGGUACUCUUAG